AUGUCUUCAUCAGCAGCAAACCUACAAACGUAUCAAAUUCCACUGGAAGAUAUUCGUCAGGCCACAAACAAUUUCGAUUCAAAAUAUCAGAUAGGAGAUGGUGGUUAUGGUAUUGUUUACAUAGGACAACUCACGAUAUGGUCAGAGGAGCUCAGUGUAGCCAUCAAACGCCUUAAUAAAGAUGGUCAUCAAGGAAGCGACGAGUUCUACAAAGAACUUGAAAUGGUUCCCACUUUCAAUCAUCCCAACAUAAUCUCUUUCAUCGGUUACUGUGAAGAGGCAGGAGAAAUGAUUAUAGUUUAUGAAUACGCUGCCAAUGGAAGUCUCGAUAGACACAUCCAAAUAACGUCUAAAAGGCGCCACUUAUCAUGGGGACAACGGCUAAAGAUUUGCUUAGGAGCAGCAAAAGGACUCGACUACCUUCAUUCCGCCAUUGACGAUGAUAGAAGAGUAAUUCAUAGAGACGUCAAGAGUGGGAAUAUACUAUUAGAUGACAAUUUGGAAGCAAAAAUUUCUGAUUUUGGUUUAUCAAGAUAUGGUCCAGUAAAUCAAAAAGAAACGAAACUCGUUACACCAGCUGCAGGUACAAACUAUUACAUCGAUCCAGUUUAUGCUCAAAGAGGUAGGCUCUCGAAAGAGUCUGACGUGUACUCAUUUGGAGUUGUGCUAUUUGAAAUGUCGAGUGGGAUGCUAUGUUAUAAUCGAAAGCGUUUUGGAAAUGCUAAGGAACAAUAUCUACUGGACCUAGUUAGAUGUUACUAUGAUGAGCAAGAAGAUGAUGGGCUUAACAAGUUAAUUGAUCCUAUUAUAAAAGGGCAUAUUGAUAUGGCGUCUUUUCAUAUGUUUAACGAAAUAGCACAUGAGUGCAUUAACCUUGACGUAACAAAACGUCCCACGAUGAAAAGGAUAAUCGACAGGAUACAGGAAGCAUUGAAUAUUCAAAGCCCCCAAUAUCGAACAACUUCUUCAGAGUUACACCCGAAAAAUUAUCUAAUUCCCCUCCAUGAAAUCCACCUUGCCACCGAUGACUUUAGUCCAAACAGACUUAUUGGGAGUGGUGGAUUUAGUGUUGUCUACAAAGGCCAACUCUCUGAACCCUGGCAUAACCACACUGCAGCCAUCAAACGCCUCAGGUUGCAAAACUGUCAAGGAAAGAAUGAGUUUCUCAAAGACUUUGAGUUAAUUGCGGGAUUCCACCAUAAAAAUAUAAUCUCUCUAAUUGGUUACUGUGAUGAAGGCAAUGAGAACAUUUUAAUAUAUGAGUAUGCUAAGUAUGGGAGCCUUGAUCAUUAUAUUCACGACACAAAUAAGAUGCGCUGCAUGACAUGGACACAACGCCUACAAAUUUGCAUUGGUGCAGCAAGAGGGCUUAAUCAUCUUCACUCGGGUCUUGGGGACCACAAGAGAGUAAUACAUGGAGACGUGAAGAGUGAUAACAUAUUGUUAGAUGGCAAUUUGGUCGCUAAAAUUUGUGAUUUUGGUUUCUCGAAAUUGCGUUAUAGAAAUCAGCAACAUACACAACUCAUUACAAACGUUGAAGGUAACCAGUUUUACUUGGAUCCUGUCUACAUGGAAAGCGGCAUCCUUGGAAAAGAAUCAGACGUGUACUCGUUUGGCGUUGUCCUGUUUGAAAUUCUCAGUGGGACGUUGGUUUAUCGUGAAUGCAGAUUUGGAGAUGAUGAGCCAGAGUUUUUGAUGAGUUUAGUUCGAAGAUACUCUGGGAAACCAGAAAGGUUAAUUGAUCCUCAUAUACGAGAACAAAUUGACAAUCGUUCUUUUGAUACGUUCAAUGAAAUAGCAUAUCAGUGCAUUAGUUUCAAGUUAAAAGAACGCCCUACGAUGGACAAGGUUGUUGAGAGGAUCGAGGAAGCACUUGAUAUUCAAAUGGAGGAGAAUGUUGCUGUUCUUUGUGAGUGUGUUGUGGUAGAAGUCGGAUUCAGUUAUGGCAAACCUGUUGCAGCUUACACCAUAUACAAAUGCCUUCUCCAUUGGAAAACUCUUGAAGAUGAAAGAACCCCAGUAUUUGAUAAACUUAUUCACAAUAUUCUUUCAGCAAUUGAGGAUGGAGAUAAUAACAAUCAAAUGGCGUAUUGGAUAUCAAAUGCAUCUACGUUGCUAUUCUUAAUCCACCAAAGUAUAAGGAAGCGACCACUUCUAAGUAGGCCAUAUGGAAGAUUUUCUAUGGGAUCUCGUUCGUCUGAUUCUUCUGGUGAAACUGAUGAGAUUGAGGAUGAAGUACAAGAAGUUGAAGCCAAAUACCCUGCUUUGCUUUUCAAGAAGAGGCUAAUAGCAUGUCUCAAUAAAAUGUAUGACGUUAUUCAUAGCAACUUGAAGAAACAGUUGGGAUCAUUACUUGCCUUAUGUAUUCAGGCUCCACCAGGAUCAGAAGGAAUGGGAAUAUCUAGAUGCUCCUUUGGUAAACACCCUCACAUCAAUCCUUGGCAAGGCAUUGUUGAUUGCCUCAACAAUCUUCUCAACACAUUGAAAGAAAAUUUUGUGCCUCAGAAAAUUGUUCAGAAGAUAUUUACUCAAACUUUUUCAUAUAUCAAUCUGAAAAUCUUCAAUAGUCUUCUUCUACGCCGGGAGAGUUGUUCCUUCAAAAAUGGGGAAUACAUGAAAUCCGGUUUAAUAGAGUUAGAGAUAUGGUGUAGUCAGGCAGAGGAUGAGUAUACAGGAUCAUCUUGGGAUGAACUAAAGCCUGUUAGAGAGGCUAUUGGGUUCUUGACAUUGACUCAAAAAGACCACAUAUCGUAUCAAGAAAUCACCAAUGAUCUAUGCCCGAUUCUAAGUCUCCAACAACUGCAUAGAAUGUGUACUCUUUAUUGGGAUGAGAAUGGAAAUACUCCACGUGUUUCACAUGAUGUCAUCUCAAUCAUGAGGAUACUGAUGACAGAAGAAUCUAGUAACUUUAGCAACAAUUCCUUUUUAAUAGAAGAUAGGUCCAGCAUGACUUUCUCUAUUGAUGACCUAACUACUUCCUUACAAGUAAAAGAUUACGCAAAUGUUAAGCCGAGUGCGGAACUUUCCAAAAAUCCAACUUUCCAGUUUUUGUACAACUAA
Molecule: messenger RNA, 3060 nt
Organism: Lactuca saligna
Lineage: Eukaryota; Viridiplantae; Streptophyta; Magnoliopsida; Asterales; Asteraceae
Source: the annotation of a GenBank genome assembly